Messenger RNA from Kwoniella botswanensis, 477 nucleotides. RefSeq lists its product as uncharacterized. Bases 1 to 477 code for a protein of 158 amino acids. The record is from RefSeq and is a predicted model, not a curated record. Lineage: Eukaryota; Fungi; Basidiomycota; Tremellomycetes; Tremellales; Cryptococcaceae. The transcript is spliced from 5 exons. Gene Ontology annotation, cellular component: membrane.
AUGUCAUUUGUCGGACUUAAUCUUACCAAUAAUUAUUCCCUCUACGCCGUUCCUGUAGCUUGGGCCGUAGCCGUCGCACCCCAUUUCUACGCUAUAGCGCUGUACAAUUCUGAAAAAGCUGCUGGCUCACCUAAGUGGGACAACACAGAACCCAAAAAGAAUAUCGCUAAUAUCAAAGAAGCCAAACUCUCACCUACUUCACAAGGUAAAUAUUUGAGAGCCGAAGCUGCCCAGCAAAAUGGUUUACAGAAUUUGCCCUUGUUCGCUGCUGCCAUCCUCGCUGGUAACUUCGCUAGAUUAUCUCCAUCAAUCUUGAAUACUACAGCAGCAGUGUAUAUCCUUUCUAGAGUAGUAUACAGUUUCAUCUACAUCACCAAUACCUCUGAACUUUCUGCUAACUUGCGAUCAGCAACUUUCCUAACUGGUGUGGCCACUUGGAUGUCCCUUUUCGUCAGAGCUGGUAACAAAUUGUUCUAA